Molecule: messenger RNA, 1926 nt
Organism: Erinaceus europaeus (western European hedgehog)
Lineage: Eukaryota; Metazoa; Chordata; Mammalia; Eulipotyphla; Erinaceidae
Product: fibroblast growth factor-binding protein 1-like
Exons: 1
Coding region: 15-653 (212 amino acids)
Biological process (GO): cell-cell signaling
Molecular function (GO): growth factor binding
Source: RefSeq, a predicted model, not a curated record
AACGCGUGGUCACCAUGAAGAGCCAGAGCCUUCCCCUACUGUCCCUCCUCCUGGCUGCUCAGGGGCUCCUGGUGGAGGGCAUGUUGAGACCUUGGCGAGGACGCAGCUCUGUAAGCUUCUGGGAGCCACCGAUCAGUCCCAGCCAGUACCCAUCUGUGCAGAGAAGCUCUCAGCAAGAGUAUCUGGUUACUCGCCAGAUCAUCACCCCAGACCAGGCCCAAUGCCACCUGACCAUGAGAGAGUCAGGGGAGGCUGUCACCCUGAGGGUGGAGUGCACCCAAAUGGGCCACGACUUCUCCUGCAUCUUUGCUGGCAUCCCAACCUCCUGCCCAGUGUAUCCUGAAAACGCCGUCAUCUACUGGAGGCAGAUCUCCAACAGCUUGAGUUUGCAGAAUAAUAUCUGUGCCAACUCCGGCGCGGUCCUGAGCAGCAGGGUGUGUGGGAGCGGCUUUCCAGAAUCUAACCUCAAGCUGGUGUUCUCCACCUUCUGGGACCAUGGGAACGCCAUGCCCACAGUCCACGAGGGUCUCACCACUCAGCCAAUCACCACUGAGCAGACUGGCACCGUGCCACCAACAGCCACUGAACAGACCAGUGCUCGACAGCCAGUCACCACUGAACACGCUACAGCUGUGCCACCAACCCACCCCUGAACAGACCGCGGUUGACCAGACCACUACCAACGAACAGACCACUGCUGUACUGUCAGCCAUGAGUGAGCAGGCCACCACUGAAGGGAACCCUCUAGAAUCACCAGCUACCACACAGCGAAUCAUCACUGAGCAAAUUCCAUCAAAGUGAACCCCUCUGCAUCAGCAACACUAGAGCAGAAUUCUGUCACAUAACUUCCAACCUCUCAAUAAUUAGCCGCUGAGUGGACCACCACCUGAAGAGUCCACCAUCACUCAACAGACUUGCUGUGCAGACCGGAGCAUCCCUGGACAGCCCACUGCUACACAACCAACCAUAACUGAAGAGACCCCCUGCUGAACAGCUAGCUAAUCACUGGACUAGCCCAACACAUCACAUCUACAGCUACCACUGAACAGACCACAGCUACUGAGAAGAUCUCAGAACAGACCACCAGUACCCAACCCACCACCAUGGAGAAGACCAACACUGAGAAGACCACCAUUACACAGUCUCCCACCACUACUGCCACAACCACAGGUGAACAGACCAUCAUGACAGCGGAUUACCGCUGAGAAGACCACCACCAAGGUUUCCUCCAACAACUCUGUCAUCAUGGCCAAGCUGAAGGUACUUCAGGAGAUGGUCCCAACUAGUCAGAAGGCAGAUCCACAGUCCCAGCAGGAUGCAGUGCAACAGACCUACCAGGACAAGGCGAGGCAGGAACACCUGGCUGUGAGGUAGGAGAACUUCCGGGAUGCAAUGUGGAGAGUCCACCAGAAUGAACAACAGCCUUCUUAGCAGCAUGAGAUGCAACGGAAUGACACGGAACCAUCCUACCAGGCUGGAACAAACAGAUGCAUUCUUUUCGGAUGAGGUGUGGCUAAUCUUACAGGAUGAGAUACAGCAAAAAUACCCAGAUGCAGCCCAGUAGUUGUUUAUGAAUUUAACUAAGAGACAUACCUGGAUACAGCCCCACCCCCCCACACACUCACUUGCUAUUUCAGAGACAUCUUCUUCAUACCUAUAGGCAUGAUGUUACAGGAAUAACGAUCGUAAUGUGACUAAAACAGAGUCAGUUAGGGUAUGUUGUCUCCUUAUGCUGUCAUCUCACCAAGUUCUCCAUGACACACGGCCCUUUUGUUCUCUGGGAUCAUAUUGGAAUACUUAAAGAGAUGAUGAAAUUAUUGUCUUCAGAUGUUCUGUAUGUCUGUCUGUGUGACUAUCAAGGCUGCUGACUUAAGGCUGUCCCCAUGGCUCACAGGAGGGGUGUGUCUGCAUGUGGUGUCUUUGAGC